Penaeus chinensis is the source of this 1202-nucleotide messenger RNA. RefSeq names its product probable glutamate receptor. The coding region runs from base 1 to 1161 and encodes 386 amino acids. Gene Ontology annotation, cellular component: membrane. NCBI's taxonomy places the organism in Eukaryota, Metazoa, Arthropoda, Malacostraca, Decapoda, Penaeidae. The transcript has 9 exons. The record is from RefSeq and is a predicted model, not a curated record. Gene Ontology annotation, molecular function: glutamate-gated receptor activity.
AUGGAAAUCUUCGCCAGAAAACUCAACUUCACGUUCUCUGUGAUAAAGUCCGUGGACGGCGAGUGGGGCCGCCUCUUGCCCAAUGGAUCCACCACCGGCAUGAUCGGAAUGUGUCAGAGGAAUGUAAGAAGUGUGGAGGUGGACAUGGCUCUGGGGCCCUUCAGCAUCACGUACAAGAGGUCGCAGAUCAUCGACUAUUCAGUCCCGCUCUACAUCGACUCCUUCGGGAUCUUCCUCCCUCGGCCUCGCAAGGAGAGGGAUCUUGCCGGAUUCGUCAAACCCUUCGCGUGGCAGGUAUGGGUGGGACUUCUGACACUGAUGGCCCUCAGCAUGGUCCUCGGCGUCGCUUACAACUGGAUGGCGCUGAAGGGGUCGCUGCCCGGGGCCGCGAGGACCGGCGCGGGAGGGCGGCGCGCCUUCUUCCGCGCGAGCUGGAUCUUCAAGAUGAUGCUCGUGGAGCCCAUCGACCUGGUGCCAACGUCCCUCACAGGCCGGGUAUUGCUAGGCACGUGGAUGGUGGUCUCCCUCAUCCUCUCCUCGGCCUAUCAGAGCAUCCUGACUUCCCUCCUGGCGGUGCCGAGGGUGGAGGUGCCUGUGGACUCCUUGCAAGACCUCCUCGACUACGGCAAAAUCCCUUGGUCGGUGGAGCAUGGCACCUCGAUCCACCAACUCCUCGAUGAUUCCAGCUCGGGCGUCUACAAAGAGAUCAACAAGAAAAUAUUCUACGUGUCUAGUAGCUUCGCGGAGAGAGACCGCGUGAAGGAAGAACGCUUCGCCAUUCUCUGCGAUUUCUUCUCGAUGAAAUUGAUCAUGAGCGACGACUACGGGCAGACGGGCGAGUGCAACUACUACAUCGCCAAGGAGGUCAUCUGGUCCGCCUCGAUGGCCUUCGCCUUCCCCAAGGGCAGCAACCUCACCGGGCACUUUAACAAAUGGAUGGUGAUGAUGAAAGAGUCCGGACUGGUGGACAGGUACCUCCAGGAAGUGACGAAGAACGUGACGGCGUGCAUGGUGCCUCCGGGCCAAGAGGCAGGCAGGAACACGUCCACUGUCCUCUCCAUCUUCGAUCUCGGAGGCGUGUUCCUCAUAGCAGCCGGAGGUGCGGCCAUAAGUAUCUUUAUGUUCCUGAUGGAGAAACUGUCGAGACAUCGGAGUCUUUGAAGAUGCUCGUCGCGACAUCCCGCUUUGGCCUUCGACUCGGA